UAGUUUGGGAACGCGCUUUGUGGGUCCGUGCCAAUCUCCCAGCAGCUCACCUGCACGCGGGACCGACCGCGCCGUUCUUCCUCUUCCAUCAAGUAAUGGCGAACCACACCUUCUCUCUCCGGUCUGUGUUUAGUCUCGAAAUACUGGACAGGCACAGACACAGAUUUAGAUGAAGACGCGUUCAGGGAUCUUAUCAGACUCAACAACCUCCGUCAUCUGAAAAUGACAGAUACAGCAGGUGGCUAAGGACCUUGGCUAUUCUUUGCAUCAUUCACCGCACUGUCUACUCUGCUGUGUUGGUCUCUCUAAGAAGAUAUAAAAAUCAGCUUGUUUUUGAAAACAUCUAAAAUGGGCUGCUCACCAUCCAAAGGUAACAAUUUUGGGACUCUGGGUCCUGUGAGGAAGAGCAGAAUGCUGCCCCCUGCACUUCAAGAAAGCCCUAGACAGUCCCCAUUUGAAGAUGGAGAGAAUCGUAAUUCAACUGCAUCUACAGAUGGGGAUACAAAGGAGAGGAAGACAGCUGGACAAUCCCAGGUAAUUCAGAAAGAGGCACAUAUGACACCACAAAAAAAGAGAUCUGUGACUGAACUCGCCCCACAAGCAGUAAACACGGAUAAAUUUGGGAGUCAAGCAGUGGACAACAACACAGUGUCCCAGAAAAAAGAAAAAAAUUAUGACAAGCAGGAUAUAACAGAGAAAAAGUCUGGCAGAAAACCAAAGAAAAACACCAGAGGUGCAAAAGUUCUGAAAAAGAAAGAAAAAGACAAACUAACUUCAGAGCACAAAGUGGAUUUCCCAGAACCCCUGGUAAAAGCUCACCAAGCUGCUUAUGCCUUUUUGAAUCCAAGCAUAAACAAAUAUGACGUUCUGCUUGGACUUUUGGAACAAGCAACUCAAACUCAGGUUUCUGUGCAGCCUAUGGUUGCUUUUAUGGCUCUACGCUAUGAGGAAAUAAUUCAGGGACUGGAAGAGAUGGCAGAUGAGGGAGAAAAAGUUUUCAAAGAAAACGGAGAACAUCUUGCUUGGCCAAGUCAAAUGAAAAACCUCUCAUCUUCCACUCUGAAGUCUGGCUCUGCUAAUAUUGAGCCCCCACCGGAUUUGCUGCAGCAGCUGCUUCAGUACACCACACAGAGAAUGCGAAAUGUGAGCCGGACUGUUGGUGGAAUUGGGGACUCUGCUUUGGAGGAGGCAGUGGAGUUCUUUGCCUCAGUCUCAGAGCUAUUAGAGGAGAAACUGAAAGUCAAACGUGCGGUAGAGACUAGACUAAUGCAACUCUUAUCCCGUAUUGAAAUGGCCUCUCUGCGCAAGCCUGGGCCUGAGGACUCUGCUCUGUUUAGUGAGGACAGUGGUAUUGGGGCUGAGAGUGAAUCCCUUGCUGGAUCUGAAAGACACUAUAGACGAGAGAGUUGUGAGUCUACUGCAACAAAUAGAACUACUCCGGUCAGUCCUAUUGGAUACACCUCCAUGAACACUAGGCAAGGAGUGUCAAGGCAAAAGCUUCUAAGUCAAAUAAGUCCAAGUGUUUCCCUCACCUCACUCAACUCACUAGGUUCUACAUGUACCAUAAUGGCUAAUGAGCAAAGAGACUCAUUGCUUGGAUCAGUCUCCUUAGAUGAUGGGGAGGAAGACGACAAUGAUGAUAAUAAGGAAAUUGACAGAGGCAUGGGAGAUGUGCAAGUACGGUUUAGAAAGCAAUCAAAUUCUUCACCUGUAGACCGUGAACAACAACACCCAUGCCGCCUACCCCCAAAGCGAAUAGAGAAUCCUCAAAAUGUAGAAAUGACUCUCAAAAUGAAAAAUGCUAUAAGUGGUAGGAUACAGUUUGUCCCAUCACAGAACCCUAGUGCCAAAACAAAAGUAGCAGGAAGCCCAAAAAACAGUAGACGGCAGUGGAUGGAUGAGGAGGAACGAUCUCCAAAGAGGCCUCAAACAGCAGCACCUGUUCGGAAGGCAGUGGUAAAAAAGAGCCCAGUGGGUAGAGAGCAACGUUCUCGGUCAGCAGAAUCCCUGCGGAGCAAAGGUGAAGAUCCUACUCUACUUGAACUAGAAAGGACUCAGAAGGAUUUAAACCAGAGGUUGCAGAGGAUGAGUAAAAGCAUGGCAGGUGUAAACACGAGGACUGCUCCAUCUAAGCAAAAUCAAGGAAGCUCACCGGCACAGUCUCCAGCAAUAAAUCGCAAACAUCCACCACUAGAAAAGAACAGCAAUCCCCAACCACUUAAAGACAAAGCAGACAUAACAAAGCACAACAAUAAAAAACAGGAGGUAACCACUGAUUUUGAAGAUGAUAAACAGAAGAACAAGAAAACACCAAAGGGUCCUGUAAAAGCCACCCCACCCCCUAGCCCUCCUUCAUCACCACUGCCAUCGUCAGGUUUUCGCAGAGGUAGGAAUUCAGUCAAAAAACUGAUUGAUACCUUUAGUCAAGGAAUAGAGGAACUUGACAGUCCUACAGUUCUUGGGCCUCUCAAAGGAGUACGGAAGUGUGGUGUUCCUGUGUUACCUGGUUUAGGAAAUGUGGAAGCCGUGCUUAGUGCUGGGAUAACCAGCUGCAGGCCUGAAUCCAACUCAUCUGAGAAAACUGGUGAUUUAGAUCUGGAUAGUCUUCCUCCACCUCCACCGGAAGUAUUAAUGGACAAUUCCUUUGAAGGUGCCCAGAGUCUUUCAAGUGGUGUAGCAGAUGAUGGGACUACAAAAGUUGGCAAAUCACCAGUGUUAAAAAGGACUGUGGUAUCACAAAGACUCAGGGCCUCAGUUCAUUCAGUGACAGUGCUGCCAAGCAAAGGAGGCUUGCGACAAGCUUCUAAGGUUAUUUCCCUUGCUAGAGCAGAUCAACAAGAAACAUCUGCUCUAUCGAAGGUUAGCCAACCAGAUGCUCAACUGGAGGCAGACCCAGGAAAGGAAAAGGAUUCUUUGUACCAGCAAGCCAGAAAGAUUAUACACCUAAGGCACUCUUCAGACUCUCAAACAGAGAAAUCAUCAACAAGUUAUUUAGAAGCCAAUCCACCUACCAGUCAAGAAGAAUCAGCAGACUUUCAAGAUGGUGGCAACUCUUCGGUGCCUGGAACUAACACUACAGUGUCUAUAUUGCUUCCUUCAGCAGCAGUCACUAGCCAACCACCUGCCACACCACCUAAGUCUAGGGGUCGCAUGUUACCGUCCACACCUUCAACACCUAGCAGCUUACAACGAAGACUUCCCAGUCCCCACAAUUUCAAAAGGCAACCUACUCCACCAUCUUCAGCUAGCCCCCCUGUUAACAGGAAACUCCCCACACCACCAGCAGUUCAGAGGAGACUCACCAGCUCACCUGUUGCAAAGCAGAACAUCUUAAACUCAAACUCAGCUUCGUCAUACCCUUUCAAAGCACCGUCUCCACCAGCCUCGCCAAAAGUGCAAAGAUGGUCAAGAGAGAACAGCAGUGAAGACUCAUCUAGUGCUCGGAUGGUCAAUAAUGCACGUUCAGUCUUCUGCCCUGCGUCACCAUCCCUGUUUGAGGCCCAGCCUUGUUCAGUUCCCCGGCCCCCUCAAGCAUGGACCUCUACUGGGGUGUCUUCUUUCUCACGGCCUUUGGGAACUCAUGCAAGGUUUCCUGUAUCUUUUCAAGGACCUCGACCCUUCAUUCGACGAAGUCAUUCAGACCGAAGACCAAGUCUAAGUCUGCCACCAAGAUCACCAGGGAUCUCAGUGGCUGAGACUUGUGGGAGUGAGCCAGCAAUAUUUUCACAGGGGCUGGAAGAUGAACCAACCAGGGACGAUGAAUUAUGGGGUAGCCAAUCAGACCUUAGAGCUACACCACGCUCUGCAUCACACCCAGAUCUUUGUGUUGUCGGUCAGGCCUUGCACAGAGACUAAAGGGGCCAGUGAAGGGCCAGCGGGAUUAUGGAUUAGCAGGCCUUACCAAGGAUUUAAAGUGAUGGUGUUUAUUCCACUGAGAAGAGAGAAGGAGCUAAUUCUAUCCACUCGUUGCAGUCACACACCUCCAAAAUGUUUAUAAUUACACUAAAUGUGUUUCAGUGUUAAUUUCUUGUGUAUGUGCAACUUUGCAUGCAUACGUGUGCGCAUGCACUGUGUUUGUGCAUAAACAUGCUCUUGAAUUUUUUUGUGCAUAGCAUGUAUUUCAGAGAGGAAUAAAUUUUAUGACACAACUUCAUGUUUACAAUAUAUGGACUUAUCUUCUGGCUUCAUAAUGAUUCCACAGAUUUUCCAUCCAAAUCAUCGAGAUCAUCAAGAGGUGGUUCAGAAAUGAAUCAUGCUUUAAAGUUGCAUGAGUGAACUUUGAGUUCACUCAGAUCAGUGUUUACAUCAUCGAAAUGAAAAUACAAUGUAGUGACUUGGUGGCCAAGUGAUCAAAAGUGUCCAGCCUUUAUGUAUUAAAAAAGCAGAAAAAGUCCACAAACAAAAUGUGUUAAUAUGUAAUGGAGUUUUAUUCCUCCAUUACUGACAAAUUAGCUAUCUCAUUGAAUUAAAUAAAAGUAAAUACAUCACGUCAGUGGCAUGAACUAUUCCAGGAAUAUGUGUCUAGGGUUUUUUGAAAUUAUGGUCAUCAUCAAAAAUGGAAUAUCAUAUGAUUGUUAUUAAGUAUAUGUUUUAAUUAAUUCAGUGAGACGUCAGUUCUGUCUUCAUUUGCUGCAAGCUAUAAUGUACCUGUCCGCCAUUAUUUUCAAGAAAAACUUUUUUAAUCAAUUUUUAUUUUUCUGUGUUUCAUGUUUUCUUUUUACUAUUUUUUUUAUUAAUAAA
This is a messenger RNA of Xiphias gladius (swordfish), 4740 nucleotides long. It is a transcript of the gene pcare1, whose product is annotated as photoreceptor cilium actin regulator 1. Bases 349 to 3855 code for a protein of 1168 amino acids. The transcript has 3 exons. The record is from RefSeq and is a predicted model, not a curated record. Lineage: Eukaryota; Metazoa; Chordata; Actinopteri; Istiophoriformes; Xiphiidae.